UUUGUUUUUGUUUGUCUGCUGUGUAAAACAAUCUAGUGUAACAAAGUGCAAUAUAAUUAAAUAAAAAAAAGAUUUCACAUAGAAAUUGUGCAAAGUGCAUUGAAAUAUGCAUAUAAUAAAUUGAUAUAAUAUAUUUUGUAUUUAUAUCUUACCAAAAUGAAUCAAAGUUUGGAUGAACUAGAGGCGAAGCGUUCGCCAAGACUUUCUCGAAAACGCUGCCAAUCUCGCCUGCCCUACACACGUAUUCUGAUCAUAUCCGUGCUGGUAAUAGCCGCAUUGCUCAUCUCACUAAUCUAUUAUGGCAUUGUGCUGGAGCGCAUGGAUCAGCUGCGUCAAAUAAUGUCGCUCAAUCAGAAACAUGCCCGCAAUGUGCAUCCCAUUGAUGAAAAGGUCUUCAUAGGCCCGCAACUGGAACCUUUUCGUAUACCAUUAAAGAAAGCUGAUUCCGAGCCAAUUGCCACCAAGAGCGAGGAGCAGUCGCUGCGCUUAAAACAUUUGCGUUUGAAGUUUCGCAUGAAGCGCUUGAAGCUUCGAUCCCGACGCAGUCUAGAGUCUUUCGAUUUACUAGAUCCUCUCCAGCUGGAGGCCAACAUGCAGCAACUCUAUACAAGAAUGCGUAACAAACGAGCCAAAGCCAAGCUAAGUCAGCUUGAAACCGAGUAUGUGAGGUGUAGGAAGCAGACGCCAGAGGAUUGCAUGUCAGCUUUCAUGCGCAUGUACCAGAUGGCCAAGGAAGUAACCGAAAAAGUCGACAAGAUGAAGGAAAUCAUAAGAGAUCACCUGGGCUCACACAGCCUCGAGUCGCAUGAGUUUGAACCAUAUGCACCAGCCCAGACGACGACGAACACAACAGUCCAUCAACCACAAGAGGUGACCACUCCACUCACAAAUAGCAGCGUAACUGGCGAUGGAGACAACGAGGAGACGACGCUGAAGCCCAAUAGAGUUAAGAUAAAACCAGCACAGAUCAGUUGGAUUAUCGACGGACCCGGCCACGACGAGCAGGAGGCAUAUGUAGAGAAUACGCCGAGAGCUAUGCUGGAGCAGAACAAUGCAACAACAACCACUUUUCCAACAACAACAAUGGAGAGCACAUUGCCUACAACCACAAUGGAUAUGGAAACAACAACAAGCAGCAGUAGCACUAGCUUCGCUGCCUCUUCGCCAACUUCGACAACAUCAUUAGACAAAAGCACAUCAAGUAGCAGCAGCUCCUUUACCAGCACCACCAGCCAUCCCUUGUCAGUUCUUACCACUGAGGGGCCAGAUUCGGACAACAUAACAGAUCAUAUAACUUGGAUUUUGGAUCGUUUUGAUAAGCCCAAAGAGAUUGUGCAUACCUCAGAGCGAGCAAUUGAUAAAACCACCAUAGAAACCACUAUGACAACCACAAUACCAAACAUCGAAAUGGACUCAGUUCCAAUUCACUCCGAUAACCAUAUGAAACAGCUCAGCGUCCAAACUACCAGAAUGCCAACAACCGAUGCUCCACCACCACUGGCAACCACAACCAAUGGGCUGAAUGAGACGACAACGCAGAAGAACCAGAAUAUAGAGGGCCAGUCACAGACGAGCACAACUACCACUACACUUAGUCCUACCAUAAGGCCCACUACCCCACUCAACACAACCACAAUAACCACUACUACGCUCAGCCCAACCACUACGACCGAAGCUAUAGAUGGUGCCAACUUCACGGCCUUUCCGACCAAGCCCAAGCCAAUAAAAAUCAGUUGGAUAAUCGACGGCUAUGAGGAGAGUAGUACAACGCUGGCGCCAACCACCGAAACCACCACUCGACUAACCACGCCAAGCACGACUGAAAGUAUAAUGGGAUUGGAUUCGUUAGUUAAUUCUACAAGCAUAGAAAACAUGAUAAAUGACACUGAAACAACCACUGAAAGCACCAGUCGAAUAACCGCCGUAGGCACCACUGAAGCUGCAGGUGAAGUGCGUCCAUUAGAUAAUACCACUCGAAUAGAAAAUAUGCUGAACGAAACAACCCAAACAGCUGCCACUGAGGAUAUAUUUGAGAGCACCACUCAAAGAACCGCUGUAAACACCACAGAGGCACCAGCUGAGCUACAUCCAUUAGAUAAUCCAUCUAGCAUAGAAAAUAUGCUAAUUAUCACAACCCACGCCCCAGCUACCACUGACGCUACAACUAACAAAUACACUGAGGGCACCACUCAAAUAACCACUCUAAACACCACAGAAGGAGCACCUCAGAUACAGCCAUUAGAUAAUCCCACUAGCGUUGAAAACAUGCUGAUUGCAACCACCGAAACUGUGGUCCCUGAAACCAUCAGUGAAAGCACCACUGAGAGCAAUACUGAACGCACCACCGAUGGUGCACGUAUGGUGCAUCCCUUAGAUAAUCCCAGCAGCAUUGAAAAUAUGCUUGAGAGCUUCGAGCGCCAUGAGGAGGAGAAGCCGCUGAUCAAAGUGCUGCCAAGCAAUGAGACUUCAAAGUUCGAAGAGUCGGAGACUUUGAAUAUCUAUGAUCGCAAGCAUUGGCUGAAGCAGUUCGAGAAGGACGCGGGGCCGAAGCAGGAUGAACUCAUCGAGACAUUUGGCACGAAGCUGGAUGCUGAGAGUCUGAAGCAGCUAGGACCCAAAAUCAAUCCUGUCAGUGGCAAGGUGACAAAUGCUGCCGACGCACAGCUCAUGUCCAUAUGCGAACACUUGUCCCGUAAGCUGCAGCAGAAGGCAGCUGCCGAGGCAAAAGCAGCGGAGAACAAUGAGCCCUACACUGCCUCGCCCAGCGUGCAGUUUACGAGUCGAGCGCCUGGCGGCUUUCCCGUCUCUGGCGAAACAAUGAAAGCCUCAGCACAGUUCAUGUUCAAUCCGAACUUUGGCAUGCCCAGUGUGCCUGUCUGCUUCUAUAUGACGCCGGCCAAUUUCCGCAUGCCCAUGUGGUCGCCCACGCCCUCGUUUAUGGGCAUGCAGAGCGCUCAGUUUGGUGGCGCAGCGAAUGCAGGUGGCAUCUUCUUUGUGCCGCAACAGUUUGGGCCGUCGGGCAACUUCUUUGCUGGCACCGCCGGCACAGCGGGCGGAGCACAGAGUCAGCUGCCCAAUAUCUUCUCGAAGAACGCGUCUCCACAGAAGCAGUCCAGCGGGCAGCAGCAGGUCUACUGCACCUACAUGCAGAACCAGCAGGGACAGACGGCACAGGCGAGCAACUUGACGCCCAACAGCCAGGCGGGCUUCUCCAAUGCCAACUUUAAGAUGCGGCAUGCCAACCAGACGGGUGUGGCACAGCGCAGCCAAAUCAUCUAUGCCUCCUAUCUGGGCGUGCCGCAGCAGUCGCAGGAGCGUUUCAAGUGCCCCGAGGCUGAGCAGGUGGCCUGCUUUGGCCAGAAGCAAUGCAUCGCCGCCUCGAGCUGGUGUGACAACGUCGUCGACUGUUCGGACGGCAGCGAUGAGUCGGCCUGCACCUGUGCUGAUCGCUUGGAUGAGGAUCGCAUAUGCGAUGGCUAUGCGGACUGUCCCAUGGGCGAGGAUGAGCUGGGCUGCUUUGGCUGCGAGCCACUGGCGCAUUCCUGCUACGAGAAUGCUGAGGAAUAUGCGCGACACAAUCGCUCCACUUUGUCCAUGUGCUACAAUCGCCACGAGCGUUGCGACGGCUUCUUCAACUGCCUCAACAAACGUGAUGAGCAGCAGUGCAGCCUGGUGGUUAGAGAUGUGGCGAAUCCUAUGUCCCAUGCAGCCACCGCAUCGGAAGGCUUCUUGUAUCGUAAUCAUCGCGGCGAUUGGUAUCCUGUUUGUAAUAAUGGCGACCGAUGGGCAGCCGAAGCCUGCGAAACGUCGGCUCUCAAAGAAGGCCCAAGUCUUAGCUUCAAGCAGCUGAAGCUGCCGGGUCCAUUCAUUGAGCCUGCGCUGCAUGCGGGCAUUCAUUUUGCCCAGGGCUGCCAUGGACGCAACGACCAGGACACGCUGCUCGAUCACGUUGCCUAUGUCAAGUGCCCGGCCAGGCAGUGUGGCCUGCCCAGCAAGCCAACUGAUGGCGUGCCGUCCAAACGCUCUAAGCGAGCACCCAUUCAGAAUAACAUGGAAUCGGACAAGGGUCGAAUUGUUGGCGGCAGCUAUGCAACUCCCCUGGAGUGGCCCUUCGUAGUGGCCAUCUACCGGAAUGGCAAAUUCCAUUGUGGCGGCACCAUCUAUACGGAGCAUUGGAUCAUCAGCGCUGCUCACUGUGUUAUCAACUUUGCCAAGUAUUACUAUGAGGUGCGCGCUGGGCUCUUGCGCCGCACCAGCUACUCACCUGCUACGCAAAUUCAAGGGAUUUCGCAUGUUGUGGUGCAUCAGGGCUACGAGCGGCGUAGCAUGCGGAAUGAUCUCUCGCUGCUGCGCGUUGCGGCACCGCUGCAAUUCAAUCGCUGGGUGAAGCCCAUCUGCUUGCCAGAUAAGGGACGCACGACCUUUGGUGAGGACUGGAUCUGGGGUCCAGAGGAGCAUACGCUCUGCACAGUCGUUGGCUGGGGCGCUAUACGAGAGAAGGGGCCAAGCAGUGAUGCCAUACGACAGGUAACUGUGCCCAUACGCAAGGGCUGCACGGAUCCCGAGGAUCGGGUGUCGGAGGAUGUGUGUGCCGGUGAGCCGGGUGGUGGUCGCGAUGCCUGUCAAGGUGACUCGGGUGGUCCGCUCUUCUGCCGCAGCGUCAGCCAGCCGGAGCAAUGGUACCUGGCAGGUGUUGUUAGCCACGGCAAUGGCUGUGCCCGACCCAAAGAGUUUGGCGUCUAUACGCGCGUCGCCCUCUAUUUGGAUUGGCUGGAGCUGGCUGUGACACCGAGCCUACUGCCAGCACGUCAGCCACUCCAGCGCUGUCCUGGCUUCACGUGCGUCUGGGGCGGCAAACGUUGCAUUUCCCAGCGAAACCGCUGCGACCGCAAUGUGGACUGUCUGGGCGGCGAGGAUGAGGUGGGCUGCUCCUACAACUUCAUACCAGACAUGGUGGGCGGCACAAGGCAGAAUGUCAGCAGCACCACUGAGAGCGACUAUUAUCCACAAAAACAAAAGGACCCACUUGACCAGGAAGUGCAGCACACUGAGGACAAACUACGUCAGGAUGUGCCCAUAGACGACAAUGACGUGUUUGCUGAUUUAACUGCUGAAAACGAAGGGAGUGUAGCAGAAACUUUUACUGAGGAACAGCCGGCAACAGAGGCCGAUGCAGAAAUUGACACGGGCACAACAACAGCUCGGACAGCAACAGUGCCACCUGUGGUAGCAACAACCACUUGGCCAACACCCACAGAGGAUUUGAUGAAGUUGGCCGACUUGAUAAGCCAACUUGAGGAGUCAACAACGUCGACCCCCACAACUACAACAACAACUGCACAAAUUGCAGCAAACGAAACAGUGGCAACAGCUGCAACAACAGCAGCAACAACAAUUGAAGUUGCAAACACAACUUUGGGGUCUUUGAUAGACAUUGACAGCGCCACUAGCCAAGCUGUGCAACAGACUACAACAACAACAACAACAACAACAACAACAACAACAACAACAGCUGUAACGACAACUGUGCCAGCAGCAGCAACCACACAAGCAACCACAACAAAUAGCAGCCAAGUUACUGCGGAGAAGCCGUUGCCCAAUAAGUUUAUUUGCCAGAAACUGCCACAAAUUAUAGAUCAGCUGCAUCGCUGUGACCGCAAGGUGGACUGCGAGGAUGGCACCGAUGAGCUGGACUGCAGCUGUCGCGACUAUCUCAAGGGCAGCCUCAGCUCGCUCAUCUGCGAUGGCAAGGCAGACUGCGAGGAUUUGACGGAUGAGCAGAACUGUGGUGGCUGUCGGGCACAUGAAUAUCACUGCGCGCUGUCAAAGACCUGCCUGCCGCUGGCCAAGCGCUGCGACAAAGUCAUCGACUGCAAGUUCAAUGAGGAUGAAAAGGAUUGUUUUGCUCUAACCAAUGGCCACGAUGUGCACUUUGAUGCUCAUCAACAGCCCAAGUUCAGCACCGUUGGCAUCUUCUCGAAGAACGCGCAUGGACUGUGGCGCGUGGUGUGCGCGCACGAGACGGACUUCCAUGAACACCAGGCCAAGACAGCGGACAUGGUGUGUGCUCUGCUGGGCUUCAGGGGCGCGCAAUACUACAACAGCACCGAGUUCAUUAGCCAACAGCGAAUGCAUCCCAUCACGCCAGAGCUAGCCAAUUCGCCAGCUGGCCCUGGUCUGCGGGCGCUAAUGCGCGACAAUGCGCAGCUGUCCAGCAUGGAGAUGGGCUUGCCUAGGCCUUCUCAGCACCCGCUGCCCGGGCAGCAGAGAGCCCGCGUGCUGCCCAACAAGUGUCUGGGCAUCUAUGUGGAAUGUAAUGCUCGCUCCAAUGCGACGUUGCCACUGAAGACCUUCAGUGCCGGGCAGGCUAUAACUCCGCCGCCAUCUGAGCAGCUGCCUGAGCUGUUGCCUUCCAUUCAAACAAACGUUCGGCCAUACGUGCACUUUAAGCCGCUGUUGCCGCUGCAGGUGGUCAACAAAAAGGAUGAAAUCUUGGAUCAUCUGGAAACAUUGAUCAAGAGCAAGAGUAAUAAGACGAUGCUGGUGCAGGAGCAGCUGCACGAGGCCAUCGAAGAGCUGCAUUGGCCCUGGCUAGCAGAUAUCUAUGUGGACGGUGAGCUGUGGUGCUUGGGCGUGUUGCUGGACAAACACUGGCUGCUGGUGCAUGAGACUUGCCUCACCGGCUUAAGCUUUGAUACGCACUACAUUAGCGCCUUGCUGGGCGGAGGCAAGACCAAGCGCUCCUUGCAUCGCAGCAACCAUGAGCAAAUACAUCGUGUGGACUGCUUUGAAGCAGUGCCUCGAUCCAAUGUGUUGCUUUAUCAUCUGGAGCAGCCGGCGCGAUUUACGCACUAUGUGCUGCCCACCUUCUUGCCAGAGAUUUCCGCUGCAGAAGAUGCCACUCCACAUCAAUGCAUCAGCGUGCUGCAUGAUGAUCUCACAGGGCGCAUCAAAACGGUGGCCACUGCAUCGAUCAACAAUGACAGCAGCUGCAGCUCCUGUUACCAGCUGCAAGAGCGUAAGCCGUCUGGCAACCUAAUGCGUAAGCUGAAUCUAAGUGCUGACGACAUGGCCUCCAUAUCGGACGAAGUGGAGCUGGUGAGCGGUGCGGCAAGUGCCAAGUCGAUGCCCGCACUCACCACAUUCACCAGCUGCACGCAGUUCGGCCAGAGGAAUCACACUGACCAGCAGGCUCAGCCCACAGAUCAGGGCGUGCUGGUGUGCAGGGAUACACAUACAGGCUGGUAUCCUGCGGCGAUCUUUAGCUAUAACAACACCAACUGCCGCAGCUUCAAAUCGCCUUUUGCCAUCAGAAAACUUAAUGAGGCCUACAAAAUGCUGCAGCACGUCAUAGAUCAUCCACAUUGCAGCAACGCGCAGCCAAUGCCCACUUGCGCCACACAUCGCUGUCCCUUGGGCAGCUGUCUGCCACAGUCGGCGCUCUGCGAUGGCCGCAAUGACUGCCACGAUGGCAGCGACGAGGAGGAGGCCAAGUGCCGCCAGCUCAAGCAGCGCUGUGGACCUGGCGAAAUGAAGUGCCGCUCGAGUGCCAAGUGCGUGCCAAAGAGCAAGUUUUGUGACCAUGUGCGCGACUGUGAGGACAUGACUGAUGAGCCCACCAUAUGCAGCUGCUUUACCUAUUUACAAGCCACGGAUCCCUCUAAAAUAUGCGAUGGCAAGCGCAACUGCUGGGACAAGAGCGAUGAGAGCUCGGUGCUAUGCAACUGCACUGCGGAUCACUUUCAAUGCACUUCCUCCGACGAUUGCAUUCCACGUGACUUUGUGUGCGACAAGCAGCCCGAUUGUCCCGAUGGCGAGGAUGAGCGCUACUGCUUUGGCCUCGAGCAUCCGCUGCUGGACCAGCAUAAGGAUUACUGGGCGCAAACUGGACAAAGCUACCAGAAGCAGGGCAUGCAGUAUGGUCAAGUAAUUGAGCAAUCCUACGGCAUUUGGCACACCAAAUGCUUUCCCAAGAGCACGCCGCCGGGCAUAAACGAAGUGCGCGAUAUAUGCAGGAGGCUGGGCUACAAUCCCGAUCGACUGCCCAGCUAUCGCCUCCUGGACGAUGCUAGCAAUGAGCCCAAGCACACCUUCGAGGUGGCUGACAGGCGCGGGCGCAUUUUCUCCAACGAGACGGUGGUGGGCAAGUAUCGUGACUCCACAAAGGCAGUGAUCAUCAGCAAAUUCUCGCCGCUGCAGCUCAACGAACAGCUGACGCUUUUCCUCAAGCCCAGUCGAGCCAUUGCGGAGCUGGUCAGAUGGAAUGCAACGGACUCGAAUAGCUGCUACAGACUGGAAAUACGUUGUGUCUGAAUAUUGAGUAUUGAAUACAUACCAAUCAUCCAAUCUCGUUGCACUUUGUACGUUUUAGUAGCAAAUAAAAACGAGAUCUUAGCCAAAUA
Drosophila hydei is the source of this 8402-nucleotide messenger RNA. RefSeq names its product serine protease nudel (gene ndl). The transcript is spliced from 15 exons. The record is from RefSeq and is a predicted model, not a curated record. Gene Ontology annotation, biological process: proteolysis. Bases 157 to 8313 code for a protein of 2718 amino acids. Gene Ontology annotation, molecular function: serine-type endopeptidase activity; protein binding. Lineage: Eukaryota; Metazoa; Arthropoda; Insecta; Diptera; Drosophilidae.